UUGGCAGUCAGUCUACAUGCCAACAGUGGAAGAAGUGAGCAGUCAUUUCCGUUGCUCUCUCCAGACAGAGGGAGGACUUUUUUUGGUUGCAGCUACAACCUUUAACAUAGAUGGUAUUCCUUUAUACUACACUAGACUGCAUAUACUACUAUGUCUGAGAAACGGCUGAUUCUGCCGUUAUCUACCAGUUAAUUACAAAUCAGUGUAUUCAUGACAAUAUAAAGCGUGCAAAUGAUCUGUUUUUCUUGCUUCGCGCCAGGAAAAGUCGAGUGGAGAAAAAACAUCCCAUAGAAAAUAAGACUUGAAGUGGCCAUGCCGUGCGUCCAGACCCAGUGCGGCUCCUCUCCGCAAGGAGCCAGCCCAGCCUCUCAGAGUGCCGGCGGAGAACACAGCUGCGACUUCCUCACCCCGGAGUUCGUCAAGUUCAGCAUGGAUCUUACAAACAGUGAAAUCUCGGCUGUAGCCUCUAGCCCGAGUUUCGGUCCUUUGGCGGACACUUACAACUCCGGAUACGACAUGAAGCCCCCGUGUCUCUUUCAGAUGUCAGUUCAAGGGGAGCUGCCGUGCGUGAAAGUGGAGGAUACGCACGGAUGUCCGCGGUAUCAGCCGAAUCAGCAUCACUCGCACCAGUCGGAGGAACUGCUCUCCUCUCCGAGCUCCGUUUAUUAUUACCGCUCUCCCUCACCACACACAUCCAUCACAUCCAACUUCCAAACCCCAGCCGGACCCAUUUGGGAAGACUCCGGCUCACUGUACAGUUUUCGACAGGAAUAUUUGGCCGCGGCGCAUAGGAAAAACGCACUCUCCAGGUUUUCACUAUUUUCCCUGAAGCACGCGCAACACGGAAGCCCGAGCUUGUCCACCUGCCAAAUGACAUUUGAAGGGUCUCUCCACGUGUCCAUGAACCUAGACGCGGGAGGAGCGCACCAAACGCUGGACAGCUCCACGGUUUUGGGCUCCUCCGGGCUGCAGGGGAAGCAGCCCGGUGUGGGGUUUCCUCACCAUCUUCAACUCGCGCAUGGCCACCACUUUAUGGAAUACCAAAACUCUUCAGGCGCUGGCCGACCUCUGAGCUCGGAGGGUCUGUGCGCAGUAUGCGGGGAUAACGCAGCCUGCCAGCACUAUGGAGUUCGCACAUGCGAGGGCUGCAAGGGCUUCUUUAAGCGCACAGUGCAAAAAAAUGCCAAGUAUGUAUGUUUGGCUGCCAAAAGCUGCCCUGUAGACAAGCGCAGGAGGAACCGAUGCCAGUACUGUCGCUUCCAGAAGUGCCUGGUCGUGGGAAUGGUCAAAGAAGUGGUGAGGACAGACGGUUUAAAAGGCAGAAGAGGUCGACUGCCAUCUAAACCUAAAGCUCUGUCAGACCUGAAUUUACCUGGGAGCAGCCUUCUCAGUGCCCUCGUCCGGGCACAUGUGGAGUCAAACCCUCCACUGUCUCGCUUGGACUACUCCAAAUUCAAGGAGAGUCCAGAAAGUCCUCUGCAAGAUGAUGCUCAGCAUGUUCGGCAGUUUUAUGACCUCCUGACCAGAUCAAUGGAAGUGAUUCGGGGCUGGGCGCAAAGGAUCCCGGGCUUUAUCUCCUUACCUAAACAUGAUCAAGACCUCCUCUUUUUCUCAGCAUUCCUGGAGCUUUUUGUUUUACGCCUGGCAUACAGAUCCAACCCGGAGGAGGGGAAGCUGAUAUUCUGCGAUGGGUCGGUGUGGCAUCGGCUGCAGUGCAUGCGGGGCUUUGGGGAGUGGAUCGACAGUAUUGUUGAAUUCUCUGCCAACCUACAGCAGAUGAACCUGGAUGUCUCCACCUUCUCCUGCAUAUGUGCCCUCGCUCUGGUCACAGAGCGGCAUGGUUUAAAGGAGCCGAGGCGCGUGGAGGAGCUGCAGAACAACAUAGUCAGGUGUCUGAAGGAAGGCGGGACGACAAGCUCAGACAGGGGAGGCUCAAACCGCUGGUCCAACCACCUGUCCAGACUUCUGGAAAAGCUUCCUGAACUCCGCACUCUUUGCAUCCAAGGCCUUCAGAGGAUUUUCUACCUGAAGCUGGAGGAUCUGGUGCCGCCACCCGCCGUAAUAGAUAAGUUAUUUCUGGACACAUUGCCCUUUUAGAGACGUUCAUCAGCUUGACUUGUUUUUGCUCGAUUCCAAUCAGUGAUUCUGACAGUCUGAGCUCCGUGAGUCACACUGAAACUGUACAAGAAAAAAUAAAUAAAUAAAAAGGUAAAAUAGAGUCAUAAACGCUUGCCUGUAAAUGCAAAAUAUUAUUAUAUGGAGUGUUAAGGAGCUUCUGCCCUUAAAUCAAUUUCAUUGUGAGACAUUUUAGUUCUAUAUUUUCCUUUGGUCUGAUUGUCAGGCCAAAUGUUUUGACUGUAAAUGAAUGAAAUGUAAUGUUUUGGAGGUAUUUUACACGUUUGUCUGCUACUCAGCUCUUACAAAAAAAAAAAAAAAAAAAAAAAAAAAGGACAUUUUGAUAAAAAAGAGAAACAACACAAAAACAAGUGUAUUUAUUUAUGUUUAAUCAAUGACAAUAGUUAGACUCUCUCAUGGUCGUCUUUGUUCUGAGCGUAAUUUGUCCUUGUCCGUGGUUUUAAUAAAUGAUAAAGUU
Molecule: messenger RNA, 2593 nt
Organism: Melanotaenia boesemani (Boeseman's rainbowfish)
Lineage: Eukaryota; Metazoa; Chordata; Actinopteri; Atheriniformes; Melanotaeniidae
Product: nuclear receptor subfamily 4 group A member 2-like
Exons: 7
Coding region: 313-2097 (594 amino acids)
Biological process (GO): central nervous system neuron differentiation; regulation of transcription by RNA polymerase II; dopaminergic neuron differentiation
Cellular component (GO): transcription regulator complex; nucleus
Molecular function (GO): zinc ion binding; nuclear glucocorticoid receptor binding; RNA polymerase II cis-regulatory region sequence-specific DNA binding
Source: RefSeq, a predicted model, not a curated record